Thalassophryne amazonica is the source of this 1632-nucleotide messenger RNA. It is a transcript of the gene pacc1, whose product is annotated as proton activated chloride channel 1. Bases 167 to 1237 code for a protein of 356 amino acids. The transcript is spliced from 8 exons. The record is from RefSeq and is a predicted model, not a curated record. NCBI's taxonomy places the organism in Eukaryota, Metazoa, Chordata, Actinopteri, Batrachoidiformes, Batrachoididae.
UCAAUUCACUGUUCUCUCAGGAAUGGACGUUGUUGUUAUCAAAUCCCCCGUUUGGGAACCGAAAACUGGGACCUCGGUACGUGCCAAGGGAAAUAUGUAGGGUGGGGACAAAUGACUUUGUUAUUUUUUUAAGAAAGCUUCUUUUGAAAGAAGUGCUGACUGAGCAAUGUUCGGGAAAGAAAAUUCGCGCUCAUACCAAGAGUUCAAUGAUGACAAAUAUAAUGAUGAUGAGGAUGGUAACGCAAAGUCCCAAGAUAUUUUCGACGGUUCCCCUGAAGACAUGGAGCCAGAGGAUCCAUAUGGCAGCAUUUCACAAGAGGAGGAAGACAGAAGCUUUAGUGCACAGAAGAAAUUCAGUAAAAACUGUGUGAAGAAUGUGUGCACUGUGGUGCUCAUCUCCAUCUACCUGCUACUGACUACAGUGGCAGCUUUCCUGGUCUACCAUACCAUCUCUGACUUCAUGGAGAAACUCAAUCACCCCGUCAUGUCUGUGACUUACAAAGAAGUUGAGUUAUUUUCACACCCAGGUAUUGCUCUGUAUCCUGGCAAUGCUCAGCUGUUGAGCUGCAAGCACCAUUAUCAUGACAACAUUCCACCUUUAGUGGACCCAGGAAAGCCUCAAAAAGGGGACUGCAUCAUUAACCAAGUCACUUACAUGGGUCCGUUCACAAACGAAUCACAGAAAAAAGCCUUGGUGGUCCGUGGCCCAUCUGAUGUCAGAAACAAGGAGUUAAUCUUCAUGCAGUUCAGCCAGAAUGAAACACAAGCAGAUUUCAGUGCCAUCACUUAUAUGCUUUUUGCCAAAUUUAGCGACUUCGCUGAAAGUGGUAAUCAGUCACAGUUCAUGAUGGAUUGUGAGAGGAAUUACUCCAUGUGGACUUUCUCUGGAGGAUUCAGAACCUGGGUCAAGAUGUCUUUAGUGAAGACAACUGGGACAACCAAUGACGGAAUUGAGUUUCGGCAAGAGUCCACUGUGGUGAAAUUCAAUGACAAAAGGCCUGAAGCACAGAAAAGCAAUGAACUUUUCUUUGCUGUCUUCGAAUGGCGGGAUCCUUUUAUGCAGGAAAUCAGACUGAUAGUGACUGCAAAUGCCUGGAAUUCCAUAGCCAUUCUCUGUGGAGUCUUCAUGGCGCUCUUCAAGGCUGCUAAUUUUGCCAAACUCACCAUCCAGUGGAUAAUCAGGAUGCGCAAGAGGCAUCUGAGAAAUAAAGCCAAGGAACUGAACCAGAUAAACUGAAACAUCCUGCAGACCACCACCAGAAUCUAACCAGCUUCAACUCAUCCACAUGAAUGAGUUACACUCAUCUUUUACACAAUCUUGUGUUUUAAAGACACUACUCCCAGCACUUUGCAAAUGGUGAAUGCUGACUUUUUCUUACUUUAACUCAGGGUUACUGAAUAUUGCACUUGUAUUGUGAUUUCUUAGCUGCUUUUGCAAGAAUUCACUCAUUCUUUUAUUAAUGUUUUCUGUCCUUUAUGCUGUUUUAUAUACACAUACACCAAACUGCUGAGAUUCACAAGUCCUGAAAUGCUUGUUAGUUCAUUUUAAAGUACAAUCUGACAGCUUUAGGUUAUUAAAUGACUGUUUUUAAAUUGUUUUAAUGAUUUGUUCCAUGAGGACCUGCUGUUUUA